AUGGUGCUGGACCAGCAACAACACUUCCAGCAACAGCACCAUCAGCACCAUUUCCCACAAGACCAACCACAACAGCACGGUCAGACGGGUGACAGCAAGCUCCCUGGACAGUCGGUAGCCCGCAGGAAGUUUGCCAAACCGCCCGUGAAAGUAGCCUGCUUGGCAUGUCGAACCUCGCGGACUCGGUGUGACGGGCAGGAACCCUGUUCCAGUUGCUUCAGCAAAGGUCGGGACUGUUCGUACCUUCCCAGCAAACGGGGAGGGCCGCGGAAGAAGAAAGUGGCAGUUCCCCCACCAGCGGCAGGAGCAGGAGGGUUUUCUCAGCUCAGUGAGUGGCAGCCCUCCGCCGCGCCUGCCACCACCCGCUACGAUGAGACCGACGGAGUCUUCAGCCAGAUCGACCCUCUGUCUCUGCCCGGCGCCGGCUUGAGACACCUGGACUUUGCCUCUGAUGUCAAUGUGCAGGGCAUGUUCGAGGGCAUAUUCAUCACUAGGGAUGUUGGACAUCACACGCCGGUGUCGCCAAUUCUGGGCACCCCCCAGGCCAAACAGCCAACUGUGCGAGCGUACGGCAGCGAGCAUGACAUACUGAAUGCCUAUUACGAUUUCAUCCAUCCGUAUUUUCCAAUAAUGCCCCCCAGGACCUCCCAUCCAGGUCCAGAUCAACCGUUAAACGAUGCAGGCUCCCAUCCAGCAUCGCUUUCAGAGGAACCCACUCUUGUUUACCAACCAGUAUCCCCAUUAAGCUGUGCUAUAUCUGCAAUUCUCGCGCUUGUUCCACAUCCCAACGAUCCAAACCCUAUGAGCCCCAGCUCCACUGUGCUACGUCGAUCGUAUGCACAAACUUAUGCCCGAUUGGCCACAGCAAGUAUCGAAACCGAUGGUGAACUGAUUGACUCGGGGACAAAGCCCUCCCAGGCUCUAAAUUAUGCCCAACCAUCGAUCGACAGGGUGCCUUUCCAUCCUCGAGCGCCGAUCGAAUUAGAAAGUAUAUUGGCAUUGCUGAUACUUUGCAUCUACGAAUAUGCCCAGCGUGGGAAUCUGAUGAAAAUGAGAUACCGUGCAGGUCAAGCAUGGGUUAUUGCUAUGAACCUAUCUCUUUAUGCUCUGGGCCCUGAAAAUGAUGAGUUCUCCGAAGCUAAGAGACGGGCGUGGUGGAUGACCUACUAUUGUGUCCUUCAGGGUUCCAUUGUCAGCGUGACGGUCAGUCCUCCCCCAACCGUGAUCAUUAAUGACCCUCGUUUCACAACGCCUUACCCACAUUUUGCAUCAGACCCAGAGGGUUGGUCGAUAUUAUUACAGGCUCAACAAGUUUUGGUAACCGCUGGUCAAUUCACCAUCGAUCUGAACAGAUGCCUCAAAUCCAGGUCCAAUAUGCCCUGGAUCUAUGAACAAAUGAAGCAACUCGAUGCAUGGGCCUCAUCAGCAAUAAUCCAGGCGAAUACUCAUAAUACUAUUCCACAAACGGGUCACCCAGAUAUCGAGGAAGAGUUUGUCACGGCUCGUAGCAUUCGAGCCAUUGCGAAGAUCAAACUUGCUAGUGCACAGAUCAAAACACAUCGAUUCCAAGCCUUCUCCGAUAUUCCGAUUUUCAUCAAGAAACAUUAUGACUUAGCUACCGCCAACUCGAGUAUCGAUGACCCGUACCAGCUAGUGAAUAAUGGGAGAGAUGUCAAUCCACUUGCUUGUCAAUGUCAUAGUUUUGAAAAUCAUCCCAACCACGUCUUAGGUACAGCUUACACUGGGUCUCCUUCCGAGUCGUCUACAUCUGCCGCAUCCGAUUCUUUGCAUCCACAUUACUGUUGGCUAGGCCCUGGAUUUCCAUUUACUAGCCAGCAUUCAGCCAAAGUCUGCCUUACAGCAGGUUUAAUGAUCUCGCAUGUGUUUCAGAGCCUUCCAUACCCUCUUCAAUUUCGCCAUAGUGAUCAUGGCAUCCCGGUCCCUAGGCUUGACCCAUAUGCAGAUCCUGCGCUUUUGGAUCCCCGAACGCAGUUACCACGCACCAUGCCUUCAUUUGCCUCGUGCGCCAUGCAAUGUAGCUAUGCAUUGCUAAUGAUAUUUUAUAAGACCAGGGUCUCUAAGGAUGGAUCAAGCGGCCUCGAAUACGACCAUGAUGGUCAUCCUUCGGCCGAAAGACUGGCUGAUGAGUUACGACAUGGCUUAGAGCGUAUUGUUGGGGCGGUUUCUAAUUACUCUCGGGCAUUUGAAGCAUUGGAUGGAAUGAGAGAGGGUAUUGAGGGAGCGAUUCAUUCAGCAUUCUCACAACAUUGA
Messenger RNA from Talaromyces proteolyticus, 2271 nucleotides. RefSeq lists its product as uncharacterized. The record is from RefSeq and is a predicted model, not a curated record. Gene Ontology annotation, molecular function: zinc ion binding; DNA-binding transcription factor activity, RNA polymerase II-specific. The coding region runs from base 1 to 2271 and encodes 756 amino acids. The transcript has 10 exons. Gene Ontology annotation, biological process: regulation of DNA-templated transcription. NCBI's taxonomy places the organism in Eukaryota, Fungi, Ascomycota, Eurotiomycetes, Eurotiales, Trichocomaceae.